This is a messenger RNA of Besnoitia besnoiti, 876 nucleotides long. RefSeq names its product putative DnaJ protein. NCBI's taxonomy places the organism in Eukaryota, Apicomplexa, Conoidasida, Eucoccidiorida, Sarcocystidae. Gene Ontology annotation, cellular component: cytoplasm. Gene Ontology annotation, molecular function: Hsp70 protein binding. The transcript is spliced from 3 exons. Gene Ontology annotation, biological process: protein refolding. The coding region runs from base 1 to 876 and encodes 291 amino acids. The record is from RefSeq and is a predicted model, not a curated record.
AUGGGGCUCCACCGAUGCAGCAGCGGACUUCUCUGUAUAUUGGUACUAUUUGUCGUGGUGGCGACGUGGCAGCUACCUCGGUCGGCGGAACGGACCUCCUUUUUCGAUGAGACCUUCCCCCUGAUGGUGGCUGCUGCGAAGCAGAAUUUGUACUCAGUUCUGGGAGUAAAGCGCAACGCCAGCAGCGACGAGAUUAAGAAGGCCUACAGAAAGCUCUCGAUGAAGUAUCACCCCGAUAAAAAUAAGGAGCCAAAUGCUGAAGCAAAGUUCAAGGAGAUUUCUAUUGCGUAUGAGGUGCUCAACAACGCAGAGAAACGUCAGGUCUACGAUGAGUAUGGAGAAGAGGGGCUCGAGAGGCUUCAGUCGGGGAUGCAACAGGCAUCGCACCCGUUUGGUGACAUUUUCUCUGAUUUUUUCGGUGGCGGGUUUGGAGGGGCGCCAAGAGAGACACCUAAAGCACCUCCAUCAAGCAUGAGAUUGAAUGUGUCGCUUGAGCAGCUAUUCAAAGGCGAAACAGUUGAUAUUUCCUUCACUAGACCAGUAAUGUGCAUGCAUGCCGACGACUGCUUCACAAAGAAGCCGGAUUGCAAGGGUCCCGGCCUGCGAGUUGUCACCCAGCAGAUGGGGCCUGGUUUUAUCGUGCAGAAUCAGAUCCAAGACGACACAUGUGUCGACCAAGGAAAGGCGUGGAGGCCGAGAUGCAAAGAGUGCCCGAACGGCAUUACUCAUCCGGAAUCCACGGAGCUGUCGGCCACCGUGGAGAGAGGAAUGCGCGAAGGAGACGAAAUCGUCUUUGAUGGUGUAGGAGAACAUAAAAUCGGUCAUGAACCGGGCGACUUGGUUCUUGUCGUACAUGAGUUGCCUCACAAACGGUAA